AUGCCUCCAGUAUGGUCAUCCUGGCAGGAAAAGCUCCAGCACGAGUGCAGCAGUUUCAGAUACAACUUGGAUGCCCAGGCCCAUAUCCUUCAGCACGAUCCAGAUCGUCGAGGAAAGGAGCGCCACACGGAUAUCUCUCGGGCGGUAGUAAAGCUAACUGGUCAGGCGGAUGGGAUCAUAGAUAUUGCACUCCGUACGGUUACCGAGGCUCCGGAUAGCGAUAUUAUUCGUCGGAAUACUACCUUUUGGUGCCGUGAGGAGGAUGGUCGUUACAAGUUCGAGAAUGUUUUCUUGGGCAUGGAGCAUGACUUGAUCAAUAUAGUAUUGGCUCUUAAAAAGGACCCGUGUCAGUGCGAAUGCAAUCGGAUGGGUGCGCGUCUUGAUAGAAUCGCACGGAAGGCCAAAAAGAAAUCUCUCCCUCGGGGAAUCGAACCCCGGUCUCCCGCGCUUAUCGGUAUUAAUGACAAGCGGAAAUCAUCACCACUAGACCAAGGAAGAUGUAGCCGAGUUACUGCUCGGCCAUUGGAAUGGUUGAUGGAAAGGCAGGCAAUCUUGAUCUUAUGA
Molecule: messenger RNA, 564 nt
Organism: Penicillium concentricum
Lineage: Eukaryota; Fungi; Ascomycota; Eurotiomycetes; Eurotiales; Aspergillaceae
Exons: 2
Coding region: 1-564 (187 amino acids)
Source: RefSeq, a predicted model, not a curated record